Molecule: messenger RNA, 3285 nt
Organism: Schistosoma rodhaini
Lineage: Eukaryota; Metazoa; Platyhelminthes; Trematoda; Strigeidida; Schistosomatidae
Source: the annotation of a GenBank genome assembly
GGCUAAAUAUUGUACAAAUGUUAUUAUCUAUUUUAUGGGUCGAUAUGGUUUGUUUGUUUGGUAUAUAAACUCAGUAUGUUUGAAAUACAAUGAUUCAUACCACUGAGGCUGUUAUCGGUGUUUUAAACUUAACUGGUUGGGCUAGGCAGAUCGCAGGACCGGUUAGCACUGUAGACUGCCCGUACGGUUUCGUGUGUCACUGUUCCAGUCUAUAAUUCGCUGCUCUCUAAUUGGCGGUCUCAUCACCUCACACAUCAACCAGACAUCCACUCGUCCACAAGCAUAUCACUUGCUUAAUGCUGUUUUUUAAAGGCUACAUUGUACUCUCAAAAUGUAAAACAGAACGACUUUUUGCGGAGUAUAUCUACUCUUUGUUUGACAGACAGACAUCUCAUCUACAAAAGGAAUUAUGCAAGUUGCCGAGAGUCAACUGAGCUUUUGGAUCUUUAUCGAAGUUUCAUUAGCUCCAUUGAAUAUUUUCAAGUGAACAGAAAUUAUUCUACAUAAUAAUAAUAUUCACAUUCAUAGCGUCUUUAACAUUGAACCAUCGAAUUGUGAUCGAUUCAAACAUUGAAUCUAUUUUUCCUCCUGCAGUUCAUCCUAACGGACAUUGGAAAAUUUAUACUAGUAGUAGUAGUAGGAGUUGUAAUAGUAUCAGCUGUAAACCACAAAAAAAAUGACAGUUGAUUUUUUAUCAUGUGGAACGUGUUUUGUUACUUUUCGCCUCUCUGAUAUUAAUAUGUUUAUUGAGCAUAAAAAGGCAAGUUGUUGUUUCUUAAGAUCACCGUUUACUUCUUCAAAUUCAGAAAAUAAUAAAUAUUCUUCAUUGUUAUCAUCAUCAACAUCACCAUCAUUAGAGACACCAUCAACAUCGUCGUUUUCAUCUUCACCUUCUCCAUUAAUGACAUUAUCAUGUUCAAAUGUUAUGGACAAUAUUAGUAAUAAUAUUGGUAAUAAUAAUAAUACUUUAUUACAAUCACAAAAUAGUAAUACUAUCUUUUUAAAAUGUGUUCAAUGCUCUCGUGAAUUCACAACCCCAUGGACAUUUUUAAUGCAUGUUCAAGUUGAACACCAAUUAAUAUUUAUUAAUACAAUUGAAAAAUUUUCGAAAACACAUGAACAACAAUUAAAGAAUACAUUAUCAUCAAAUGUUGAAGAAUUAUUGAAUGAAACUAAUGUUAAUAACAAUGAUUUUAGUGUUGAUUUCGAUGAUGAUGAGCAGGAGGAGGAAGAGGAUGAUGAUGAUCAAUGUGAAAAUGGUGUAUUGCAUACAAUUGAUAAAUUACUUUCAGAAAAAGUGAACAAUUCCGAUUCUGAUACAACAAUUACUAUUACAAAUAAUGAUAAUAAAUAUAUUAGUCCUAUUAAUAAUAACAAUAAUAAUACAAAUAGUACUACUGAUACACCUACUAUUACAAAUAACAUUGCUCAUACCGAUAGUAGUAGUAAUACUACUACUACUACUAGUAUUAGAAUUAAUAGUAACAGUCAUAAUGCCUCAACACAAACUUAUCUAACUGGAAUUAAACAGCAUAGUAUACCUCAUAGAAAACGUAAAUAUGUUAGUUGUUGCAUAGGUGAAUCAACAGUGACUUGCAAUAAACUUAACAACAAAGCGACUUGUUCAAAUGUGAAAAAUUGUAAUCUUACACUUUCAUCGUGUUGUAAUAAUCUAUCGACUGGAAUAUGUCCAUAUAAUCUUAAUAGCAACAAUAAUAGUAGUAAUAAUAACAAUAAUGAUAAUCAUGGUAAUGGCAGUUCUAUGAAUUCUGAUAUGUAUGUUAGUGAUUAUUGUUGUACUACAGGAUCAAUUAUUUGUAAACCGAAAACAUGUUCGAAUUUAUUAAAUACUAAUGAAAUAAUUACACAAGAUGCAUCAAGAUGUACUGCAUCUACGGCAAUUGUUAGUUGUUGUAUGCGUAAACUUGUCUGUUGUACAUCAACACCGGUAACAUUACCAAUAUGUUGUGAUCGAUCAAUGCAAAAUGAAACUAAUAAUAAUAAUCAUAAUUUUAUUAUUCAAGAAACAAAAACUACGAACACCGCUCGAAUUACAUGUUGUCCAUGUUCACCGAAAAGAUCAAUAAUUAGUCAAUCAUCUGAAGUACAAACUGAUUUUGAUCCAGAAUUUAGUUAUUCUGAUUAUGCUGAUUUAGCAAUGUUAUUGAAUGCAGCUACACCGACAACAAUUACAAGUCCAUUAAAUUCAAUAUUAUCACCACAAUUACCAUUAUUAUCAGAUAUGAUUAUACAACGAUCAUCAUCAUCAUCACCUCCAACAUCACCACCACAACAACAAAAAAAUAAUGAUAAUGAUGAAUAUUGUCAAAAUACUGAAUUACAUAAUAGUAAUUCUAAAAUACAUGAUAAUUAUUUAUCAUCACAAAUUAAUUAUAUCAAUAAUAAUAAUAAUAAUAAUACAAAUACUAAUAUUCAUAAUGAUCAACCAAUCAUAUUGAAUAGUUUCUCAUUGUCAUCUUCAACAAUAACGAAAGCAAAUGUUGAUGUAGAUGUAACAAUGAAAUCAAUGCCUGUUUCGUCUGGAAGUAUCGUAAUUACAUCGAACGUUAAUAAUAAUGAUAAAGUGAUCACAUCCACUGCUAAUGUUAUCCUUCAAAUGCCAACAAUAAUGCAUACAAAUUUGAUUGCUUGUCCUAAUAAUAAUAGUAAUAAUAAUAAUGUCAAUAAGUAUUACUGUGAUUCAAUUCCACCACGACGUUAUAUCUGUCGUGAUUGUGGUACAUCAUUUCGUCAAAAUGUACAUUUACGUAAACAUAUUAUGAUACAACAUACUAAAAUGAAACCAUUCAGUUGUCCUUAUUGUGAAUAUACAACUGUUGAAAAAAGUCAUCUUACUGUACAUAUACGUACUCAUACAGGUGAAAGACCAUUUAGUUGUCGUGAAUGUAAUUAUUCCUCAGCUCAAAAUUGUACAUUAAAAUCACAUUAUUUACGUAAACAUCCAACUAAUUUAAUUAAAUGUAAUUUUUGUUCUGAAUUAUUUUUUACUGAAUUAGAAUUAACUAAACAUCUCCGUGGAUGUAGUUUAUCUUUUCUUCAACAGUAACAAAUUAUUAUUAUUUGCAUUAUGUCAACAUCAACAAGAGUCGAACUGAAAACAUCAUCAGAUCCCACCAAUAGAAUAAUAAUUUAAAACCUACAUUGAAAUUCUCAUCAUGAUUUGAAGAACUAAAAAGAAAAGUACUGGUUCGAACUUCAGUGAGAACAACAGCACUGGUCUGUAAAUAUAUUUGCCCAGAACACAACGUGUGUCUUCGAUUUCAU